Messenger RNA from Colletotrichum spaethianum, 2103 nucleotides. RefSeq lists its product as uncharacterized. The transcript is spliced from 6 exons. Bases 1 to 2103 code for a protein of 700 amino acids. Gene Ontology annotation, biological process: Golgi to plasma membrane transport. Gene Ontology annotation, cellular component: exomer complex. Gene Ontology annotation, molecular function: protein binding. The record is from RefSeq and is a predicted model, not a curated record. Lineage: Eukaryota; Fungi; Ascomycota; Sordariomycetes; Glomerellales; Glomerellaceae.
AUGGUUGCGCCGGCUGUGCCCGAGCUCACCGAGGAGAUUCUCCAGGAAUCAGUUGACGCUCGAACCGAAUCCCUCAUCUCCCUUCGCGAGCUGGGUCCUCCUGACCUCGUCCACCUCCUGAAGCAUUCCACGAGAAACCCCGGCAAGCAGCUCGGAGUCUACCAUCACGUCACUGGCGUUGAUGCAUCCUCCUCGGCCAGUCUUGCCGCCUACAUCAACACUCUAACCUAUCGCGAGCAUGGCCAGGCUGCGCAAACCAAGAUCUCGGAGGGCCUCUGUUACAAUGCCUUCUCCCGACUUGACAUGCGAGUCCACGUAACGAUACCCGGAACCGUCGAGAGCUACUGCGUGGACGAACGAGGUGAUAAGCGCAAGGCGACAGAUGACUUGUGGCUGGAGACGUACCUCUGCAGCGUUCUGCGAGCCUACUCGUACGCAGACGAUGGAAGCGGAGAGACCAUCCGGAAGAUCAUGGGCGUGCGCAGAUUCAACCCCGUCACAAACACCGAAACCGAACACCGUUUCCUCAACGCCGCCGAACAGCUGUUCUUCAGAGGCUGGCAGCUCGGUUCCGACAGUGUCGUUCAAGUGCCGAACAAUGUCUCGAACCAUCUGACCGCCGGCCUCCUCAAGUACUUCCAGACCACGGGACGCUACGCCUCCGGUAUCAACCUCUUCGAGAAGCUCAGGGACCAAAACGUCGAGGUUUCUUCCCUCCUCGCCAAGGUCUUGUUCAUGGGCAACGAGGAGGUCGAGGGCGUCAGGGUGCUCCACCAAGCACUGAAAGAAUCACCGAUGGACUAUGUCAUGCUCGACACCCAGGCCGAAUUCCUCCUCAAGAAGGCGCAAACUGCCACGACGCCCGAGCAGAAGGAAGAGAGACUUCGCUUAGCGCUGGGCUGCGCUGAUCGCAGCACAAUUGCUGCUCCCAGUGAAUUCGGUACCUGGGCAAGGUUGGCGCAAGUUUACGUGGCAAUGGAGGACUGGGAGAACGCCCUGACUAUUCUCAAUUCCUGCCCGAUGUUCACGUACCAGGACAAGGAUGCGCCUCAGAUGCCUGAACCGAAGGAUGUCCAUCUGCCAACCCUCCCCGAGACUCGACUGGACGAGAUUGACAGCGAACCCGAGUCUAGGUACUCCGAGCAAGUAGAUGCGAGUCUCCUGAACCUGCGCGCUGCAGUCUAUAAGGGAACCUUCAAGCAAGCGUAUGGCAUUCUGACAGAGAUGACGUCCAAGAUCGGAUGGGACCAGCUACUCAAGAUCCGAAGCACCGUGUUUGUGAUGGAGGACGAGUAUCGCUCCGAGAAGCAGGAAACCUCGCAUACUCAACGUAACCCAAGCACGGAUGGCCUUCGCGGAACCCCUGACCCAACAACGAACGGUGAGCAGUCGGACUCGGAGGAGGACGACGAAGAGGACGACGAGGAGAAGAAGUCCAAGCCGACAGACACCGAGUCUACCGCCGAGACGUUGGCGACAAACGGACAGACGGAGGGCGAAGCCGUGGAGAAGCCUACCCACGCGAUAGAUCCCGGUGAACUGAAGGGAGACGCGGAAAACGGCGCACAGACCGAUGACCAUCUCUCUAAGCUUAACAACAAACGCCUGUGUGAGCGUUGGCUGGACAGUCUCUUCAUGGUGCUAUACGAGGACCUUCGCGUUUACACGAUUUGGCGUACACAGAUGGCCCAGUACAGAGCGCAGUCGAUGCAGUACAAGAAGUCGGCCGAGGAAUGGGAGAUCCUUGGGUCUUUGGCGGAGAGACUUCAGCACGCAGACGAGGCCGUAGAGGCAUACAGAGCUUGCCUCGCCGCACGGUUUAGCCCUAAGGCUUUGACGGGUAUCCUUCGUGUUUUUGAACAGAACAAGAACACACGCGAGACGGUUGCGUCGGUCAUCCGCCUCGUCACCUGGCAGUACAGGUGGUACUCGGAGUUCUCUCCAGAACUUCUCCAUACGAUUCGUACGCUUAUCGAGGACGAAGGUGCGGUCAAGGUCAGGAGCAUCAUCCAAGCCACCAGCCUACCUCAAGAAGUUCUCGAUCUCACUCACCACUACGCCGCGCUCUGCGCUACUUUCCGCAGCAGCGGCACCGAUGGUUAG